CGUUCCUGAAAUAAACUUCCUGCAAUUCUUUGCAGUGUGCAGGUGUCCAGACUCCCCUUUACUCAUGGUCGCCUGUGAAACCCGUCAGGCAACUGAAGGCUGUACCUAAAAUUCUGCCGGCAGUGCGAGCACACUGCAGUGGUCUUGGUAUAGUUACGGUGGACACCUUGUGCAGCUACAGGCUGUAGCAUCCCCUCGUAGUCCGAACAACUGAGUAUUGCGGUCCAGGAGUCUACACGUGUGGAGGACUGCCUGGAGUAGAAAAAGGAAAGCUGCAGAGAUUGUAAGCUGCUGCUUGAUCCGUGUGGCUGUUGUGCCGAGGAACAUCAAAACUUUGCUGGAUGGAUCCGACAGCUCGUUGCAAAGUAGAGGUGCUGGAGGGUGCUGGUGAAGAAGAGGCUGAAGAGCCAGACGCUACUCUACAGACUACACUAAGUGAGGAGACCAGCAACCAAGAAGAGAGCCACAGUCAGUCAGGGGAUAAAGAUGAAGAGAAGCAGCUGGAAAGCUUAAACAGCUACAAGGUAUCACCAAGUUCACCAAACAGUUUGGACGGGGCAGACUUGUCCUCCAUUGAUGCCAUGAUGUCAGCAGUGAUGAAUGUGGGGAAGAUUGCUGAGAACGGCGGGAACCCUCAAAAUGUCAAAUCACCCUCAAAGUCUCCUGCACCGAACCGGAUUGGCAGGAGGAACCAGGAAACAAAAGAAGAGAAGUCUUCCUAUACCUGUCCUCUGUGUGAAAAGAUUUGCACUACACAGCACCAGCUAACUAUGCACAUUCGUCAGCAUAACACUGACACUGGAGGGACAGACCAUUCCUGCAGCAUCUGUGGAAAGUCUCUGAGCUCAGCGAGCUCCCUUGAUCGCCACAUGCUGGUGCACUCAGGUGAAAGGCCUUAUAAAUGUUCAGUAUGUGGACAGUCCUUCACCACCAAUGGAAACAUGCACAGGCACAUGAAGAUUCAUGAGAAGGACCCGAACAGCACAGCAAGCACAACUCCCCCCUCGCCGCUGAAGCGCAGGCGAUUGUCUUCGAAACGGAAGUUUAGUCAUGAUGCUGAGUUGGACAGAGAAGAGAGGACACCUGCAAAAAAGGUUGUCGAGGAUGGUCACUCCGGUGAAGGGGAUAAGAAGGCCGACGAUGAAGUUUAUCAUUGUCCAGUGUGUUUCAAAGACUUUUUUUGCAAGUACGGGCUGGAGUCCCACAUGGAGACACAUCCAGAUAAUUCACUGAGGUGUGACAUCUGUUGUAUUACCUUUCGUACUCAUCGGGGCUUACUGCGCCAUAAUGCAGUUAUCCACAAGCAGCUUCCCAGAGAUCCCAUGGGAAAGCCUUUCAUUCAGAACAACCCUUCGAUUCCAGCAGGCUUCCAUGACUUGGGAUUCACGGACUUCUCCUGUAGGAAGUUCCCCCGCAUUUCUCAGGUCUGGUGUGAAACAAAUUUGCGAAGGUGCAUCAGUGACUUCCAUCGAUUUAUUUGCGAGAUGUGUAACAAGGCAUUCCCCAUGCUUUCGGCACUUAAACUGCACACAGAAACUCACAUGGUGGAUCAGGGAAAAGACAAGCACAAGCCACAGUCCAUGACCCUACCUGGUGAGAACCCAGACCAGAAAGCCUUCAUGGCAUCCUUGGGCCUACAGUACACCAAAGACAUCAAGCCUGUCAAGCAGGAGGACAAUACACAAGAUGAGGUCCAAGAAAUGCGGCUCAGAGCACUGAAGAGUAACCUACCUCAGGAACCCGGCAGCACCAGUCUGCUCAGCCUCUCUCCUCUGGAAGCUGCCUCCAUGGGAGGGUCAUUUUCAGUCCUUCCCCCUACAAAAGAAAAUAUAAAGCUUCUCUCACUGCAGCCUUUCCAGAGGGGUUUUAUUAUCCAGCCUGACAGCAGUAUUGUGGUGAAACCCAUCUCCAAUGAGUCUGCCAUUGAGCUGGCAGACAUUCAACAGAUCUUGAAGAUGGCUUCUUCCGCUCCUCCUCAGAUCAGUCUUCCUCCACUUUCUAAGGCACCUUCUGUCCCUGUGCAGUCCAUUUUCAAGCAUAUGCCGCCACUGAAGCCAAAGCCUUUGGUAACGCCCCGAACAGUUGUCGCAACCUCUACGCCUCCUCCUCUUAUCAGUGCCCAGCAAGCCUCCCCUGGCUGCAUCAGCCCAAGCCUCCCACCUCCCCCUCUGAGGCUGAUCAAGAACUCGGUGGAGUCCUCCUCCAACUCUCAUCUCCCCCAGCCAGGAGCCAAAUCAAGUCCUUCCUCGCAGUUGCUCCUCCAACCCAAAGUAGAGCCUUUAAGUCAGCAUGAGAUGAAGACACAGCUGGAGCAGGACAGCAUCAUUGAAGCUCUCCUGCCUCUGAGUAUGGAAGCCAAGAUCAAGCAAGAGGUCACAGAAGGAGACCUCAAAGCCAUCAUUGCAGGGGCAGCGAACAAGAAGACCCCAACCAUGAGGAAAGUUUUGUACCCCUGCCGUUUCUGUGACCAGGUGUUUGCCUUCGCUGGUGUCCUGAGAGCUCACAUCCGUUCUCACUUAGGUAUUUCCCCAUACCAGUGCAACAUCUGUGACUACAUCGCAGCUGACAAGGCAGCACUGAUCCGGCACCUGCGGACGCACAGCGGGGAGAGGCCUUACAUAUGCAAACUCUGCCACUACCCGUUCACAGUGAAAGCCAAUUGUGAGAGGCAUCUGCGAAAGAAGCACCUCAAAGUGACCAGGAAGGAUAUAGAGAAGAACAUUGAAUAUGUCACCAGCAAUGCUGCAGAGAUGGUGGAUGCCUUCUGCUCUCCACACACUGUGUGCAAGCUGUGUGGUGAGGACCUGAAGCAUUACCGGGCCCUCCGCAUUCACAUGAGGACGCACAGCGGCUGCCAGAAGAAGAAGCCGUUUGAGUGCAAGGAGUGUGGCACAGCCUUUUCAGCUAAGAGAAAUUGCAUUCACCAUAUCCUCAAGCAGCACUUGCACGUGCAAGAAAGGGAUAUUGAGAACUACAUCUUAACAGUGGACUGCAGUGCCCAGGAAAGCCAGACAGACCCUUCUUUAAUGGAGGACAGCACUUAUAUGGACCACAAGCCCAUGACACCUUUCCUGGAGCCACAGAAUGGCUUCUUGCUUGGCACGUCGUCUCAUGUUUCCAUCAAACGUGAACCUGUGGGCAACUUCCCAGUGGAUUUUGAUGAGCCGCUGGAUUUCUCUCAGAAGAGCAGAAGCCUGAGUGCUGUGCAAGUGAAGCAGGAGAACCUGUUUGGUUCUUCUCCCCUGUCCUUUUAUGACUGUUCCAUGGAGCCUAUUGACCUGUCCAUACCCAAAAUUCUGAAGAAGGACAAAGAUGAUGUCCCAUACGAAGGCAGGAAUCAAGAGUUGGCUACUUCCGGGAACAGUGAUAAAGCCUAUAACUGUCUGCAGUGUCCUUUGGUUUUUGGUGCCAAUGGGAACUCAGAGAUAACCCGGGGUGUCAGGCAUCCCCAGCCACUGCAAGGUUCAUUGCAUUUGACUGUCCCAAUCAUUUCCCCGGCUCUCUCUGGCAAUUCUGCCUUGUUGAGACCCUUGAGGCCUAAACCACCACCGCCACCUCUCUUGCCAAAGCCUUCAGUCACUAAAGAGCUGCCGCCGUUGGCUUCCAUUGCACAGAUCAUUUCAUCUGUGUCUUCUGCUCCCGCUUUGCUAAAAACGGAGGCUGCAGACGCCAGUUCCAAGGUGGUGAGCGGCUCCACUGGGUGUGACAAAUCAGGGAACGCCAAAGCAAAAGUGACAAUCUUGAGCACUGUUCUGAGAGACUCCAGCCUGCCCAGUGACCUGUCUCAGGCAUGUCAUCCAGAGCAGUCUCCCGUUGCUGAUACUGGCUUGACUAAGAAAAGAGGUAGAAAGAAAGGAACUAAAAAUAAGCCUAAACUUAGCAGUAGUGUGGAUCUGGAGUCAAGUGGGGAGUUUGCCAGCAUAGAGAAGAUGCUGGCUACCACAGACACUAACAAAUUUAGCCCCUUUCUGCAGUCCACUGACAAUUUCAAGGAAGAAAGCGGCAGAAAUGGAGCAAGUGAGGAUGAGAAGGAAACUGCUGAGGAUAAGCUUCUGAGAGGGAAGAGGAACGCUCACUCAGACUGCCGGCAAAAUAUCCCCUGUCCUUAUUGUCCUCAAGUAUUUCCAUGGGCAAAUUCCCUGCAGCGGCACAUGCUCACUCAUGCAGACAGCCAGGCUGAUGCAGAGACACUAGCUGCAGGAAACGAAGUCUUGAACCUGACCUACUGCGAGAAGGAACAACAGUCAGAGGAAAUAACAGAGCUACCAGAGAGUGAGUGCGGCCCCAAGGAGGAGCAAAAGGCUGACUCCCUUCUGGCGGAAGAGGAUGCUGAAGAAAAAGUGGAUGGAUAUGAAGAGGGCCCUGAGGAAGAUUCCGUAAGUAACAAAAGUCUUGACCUCAAUUUUGCCAGCAAAUUAAUGGACUUCAAGCUGGCAGAGAGUGACCAGAGCGCAGGCAGCAGUGCUCAGACUGAAAGGAAACAUGCCUGUGACAUUUGUGGCAAAACCUUCAAGUUUGCUGGCACUCUUAGCCGUCACAAAAAGGCCCACAUUCGUGAGGACAGAAAGGAUGAAAGGAGCAGUGAGGAUGAAAGCAAAAGCAUUCAGGAUGGUGCAGGAGCUCCCUCGAUGCAGGACUCUGGUCUUGAGCAGGAAGAGUCUCCGAUGGACUUGAAGGUAGUGGAGUCUCCUGUGGACUGUGAGGCAACAGGAAAGGAGAAUGAAGAGAGCGAAAGCAUCUCUGAGGGGGAAGGCACAGAGAGAAAGUCCACUGAGAAGAGCAGUGAUGACAAUAAACCAAAGACUGAUGAGGCUAAGAGUACUGCAAAAGCAGACAAAAGAAAGAAAGUCUGUACUGUGUGCAACAAGCGUUUCUGGUCUCUGCAAGAUUUGACGCGACAUAUGCGGUCUCAUACAGGUGAGAGACCUUACAAGUGUCAAACCUGUGAACGGACCUUCACUCUGAAGCACAGCCUGGUGCGUCACCAGCGCAUACACCAGAAAGUCAAAAAUGCCCGAAACCAUGGGAAGGAGAGCGACAAGGAGGAGACCCAGUCGAGGUGUGAAGAAGACAGUGAAAAUGAGUCUAGCCACAGCGGCGCCAACCCCAUCUCAGAAAACGAGUGCGACUCCGCGGGGGGCGUCGGCAGCCAGACACCCCUCAUGGGAAGCCGAAACGAGUCCCUGGCCGACACGGUCAUGGACUCCCCCUGCGGAGAAGAGAGGAGCAGCACCUGCCUCGUGGAGCCCACCAAGAGCGUGCAGAAACAGACCACAAAAGACCAGGAACCUCGGGGUAGCUCCGAGCACGAGAGACCCUCAGGUUUCAUCCAAGACUUGCUGGAGAUGCACAACACCCCAUCUCCCAUCAGUCACAUCCUUGCCUCUGCAGACAGUGCACCUCAGCUCUUGGGGGUGGAAUGA
This is a messenger RNA of Acanthisitta chloris (rifleman), 5423 nucleotides long. RefSeq names its product ras responsive element binding protein 1 (gene RREB1). The coding region runs from base 342 to 5423 and encodes 1693 amino acids. Gene Ontology annotation, biological process: regulation of transcription by RNA polymerase II. Gene Ontology annotation, molecular function: DNA-binding transcription activator activity, RNA polymerase II-specific; RNA polymerase II cis-regulatory region sequence-specific DNA binding. Lineage: Eukaryota; Metazoa; Chordata; Aves; Passeriformes; Acanthisittidae. The transcript has 11 exons. The record is from RefSeq and is a predicted model, not a curated record. Gene Ontology annotation, cellular component: nucleus.